Messenger RNA from Heterobilharzia americana, 1371 nucleotides. The record is from the annotation of a GenBank genome assembly. NCBI's taxonomy places the organism in Eukaryota, Metazoa, Platyhelminthes, Trematoda, Strigeidida, Schistosomatidae.
AUGGUCGACGUGAACAAAAACUGUAUUGGCAUAGUAGCACAUUCUGAAGAACCAGUCAUUGUUCAAGUAUUUGUCGUUGAGAAAUCAACAAGUCAGGAACCGUUCGAAAGCACUGGAUUCCGUAGUAAAGUAUUUCUACUACGGAAAUAUGCCAGCAAUGAACUUUCAAAGACCUGUUAUAUAUGCAGUCUAUCCUCUGAAACGGUUGUUUACAAAGGUCUGUUUACUACAAAGCAAUUGUGGAAUUAUUAUGCAGACCUAUGCAAUCCAAAUUUUCUGACACAUUUUGCAAUCGUUCACAAUCGUUUUUCCACAAACACUUUUCCAUCAUGGAGUCGUGCUCAUCCACAACGCAUGAUGGCGCAUAAUGGUGAAAUCAAUACAUUACGUGGUAAUGUGAACUAUUGUCGAGCACGUCAAAGUUUAAUGUUCAGUCGUUUCUAUACAAAAGCCCAAAUGUCGAAAUUAUUUCCAAUCAUUGAACAAGGCAUGUCCGAUUCUGGUUCAUUUGAUAAUAUGAUGGAAUUCUUGUGUCAGGCUGGUGAUUUCAGCCUACCCGAGGCUGUUAUGAUGAUGAUUCCUGAAGCGUGGCAUAAUUUAGACCCAGAAAAAGGUGAAAUGUCCAGAGAAAAAUGGAAUUAUUAUAAAUGGGCUGCUAAUAGUUUUGAACCUUGGGAUGGACCGGCUCUGAUAGUAUUCUCCGAUGGACGCUAUAUUGGUGCAAUACUUGAUCGUAAUGGGCUUCGUCCAGCUCGUUUCUAUGCCAGCAGUGAUGAUAUGGUCUACAUGUCAAGUGAAGUCGGUGUAGUUGACAUACAACCUGAUGUGAAAAUUAUAAAGAAAGGUCGUUUGAAGGCUGGACGUCUAUUGAUUGUUGACACAGAAGAUGGGCAGUUGUUAGAUGAUGAAUCAUUGAAGUCGAAAAUUGCCACUAAACACCCGUAUGACGUUUGGCUUGAAGAAGGAGCUAUCAGUUUACCUGAAAUGCAUAAGGCAUUCGCUAGCUCCCCGGAACAUUAUAGCAGAACAACAACCUUGUCUUCAUCAGUAGUUGAUGAUCGUCGUUUACCAUUGUUCGGUUACAAUCCAGAAAAUGUCAAUCUUCUUAUUCUACCUAUGCUUAAAACAGACAAAGAAGCUUUGGGAUCUAUGGGAAACGAUGCUCCAUUAGCUUGUUUGUCAGAACAAAAUCCUCAUGUAUUCGAUUAUUUUCAGCAGUUAUUUGCACAAGUCACCAACCCUCCAAUUGAUCCAUUUCGUGAACGUAUUGUAAUGACACUGAUGUGUCCGAUUGGUCCACAAAAGAAUAUCCUGAUCCAUCCAGGGCGCAAACACACCGUUUAUGGCUUACCAACCCUAUCUUGUCACUGA